Chaetomium globosum CBS 148.51 is the source of this 543-nucleotide messenger RNA. RefSeq lists its product as uncharacterized. NCBI's taxonomy places the organism in Eukaryota, Fungi, Ascomycota, Sordariomycetes, Sordariales, Chaetomiaceae. The record is from RefSeq and is a predicted model, not a curated record. Gene Ontology annotation, cellular component: nucleus. The transcript has 3 exons. The coding region runs from base 1 to 543 and encodes 180 amino acids.
AUGUUUCAGCCUCCAACGAAACUGCAGCCGCAGGGGAGGAGAGGAACUAUUGGGCUCUUGAAAGCUGAACCGGAGUCGCGUUUUGAGAAUGGCGUCGAUGUCAAGUUCUCCAUUGAUGAUCUGGCGGCCAAGAAAGAGCCAGAGCCGUGGGACGGCAUUCGCGCCUACGCCGCCCGGAACAAUCUGCGGGCCAUGAAGAAAGGGGAGCUGGCCUUCUUCUACCAUUCCAACUGCAAGGAGCCCGGCAUCGUAGGGACCAUGGAAAUUGUGCGGGAGCACUCGCCCGAUCUGUCUGCACACGAUCCAAAGGCGCCUUACUACGACCCAAAGUCGAAGCCAGACGAUCCCAAGUGGAGCGUCGUACACGUCAAGUUCCGGAGCAAGUUCUCGGCUUCGAUUGGGCUCAAGGAACUGCGAGAGAUGGGAGGGCCCGGCAAGCCGCUCGAGAACAUGCAAAUGCUCAAGCAGUCGCGGCUGAGCGUCAGCAGGGUCAGUCCGGCUGAGUGGGAGUACCUGAUGGGCGUGGCAGAGGAGAGAGCUUAG